UAACGAUUCCUAACAGAAGAAGUAAAGAUAACCAAACAUGGAAAAGUACGUGCUAAGCGACCUUAUUGGAGAAGGUUCAUUCGGAAAGGUUUAUAAGGCAGUGGAAAAAUCUUCAGCAACCACCGUUGCCAUCAAAAUAAUAAACAAGCGUGGUCGUUCUGGACGUGAAUUGAAAGGCUUGAGAGGAGAAUGUGAAAUUCAGCGAAACCUGAAACACCCAAACAUCAUUCGUAUGUUGAACUCGUUCGAAACCAAUAACGAAAUCAUAGUCGUUACGGAAUACGCUAAAACAGAUUUACACAGUUUGCUUCGCGAUGGAUCGUUAGAAGAACCGAGGACGCAGCGUAUCACCUUUAAUCUGGUAUCUGCACUAUACUAUCUUCACUCCCAUCGGAUACUGCAUAGGGAUCUAAAACCACAAAAUAUAUUGCUGGACCGAAACAUGUGUGCAAAGUUGUGCGAUUUUGGAUUUGCACGCAAUAUGACAAUGGGAACCCAUGUUCUGACUUCGAUUAAAGGAACACCGCUUUAUAUGGCCCCAGAGCUGCUGGAAGCGAAACCGUAUGAUCAUCACGCCGAUCUAUGGUCGUUGGGAUGCAUUAUCUAUGAAAUGCUGGCCGGUGAACCACCAUUCAGUUCUACGUCAAUGAUACAUUUAGUUCGUCUAAUUCGUCAUCAGUACAUCAAAUGGCCUAGCUUCCUAACAAGCAAUUGUAUUUCAUUCGUUCAAGGUUUACUUGAGCGUGAUCCUGCGAAGCGCAUAAAUUGGGACAGAAUUCUAAAUCAUCCAUUCGUAAAAGGACACAUCGUAAUGGUAGAAGAAAAUGUUUCUCAGUCUCCCUUUACGCAUCCAUUUACCGGUUCGCGAUCGCAAGAACAAAAACACCAAUCUCCAAACCACAAUGCACGUCAAAAUGCAUCCGGCGAAGAAGAUCUGUCAACAUCGAAGGAUAGCAUUAAUGUAAUGUUGCAGAGUGAUAUAGAUUAUCAAGAAACAGAUACGGAUGAAUUUAUGAAUAAUACUACGGCAGAUAAUGAUUCCUUAACAAACGGGAAAAAUAUUGUCGUCCAGCAGCAGACAAACAAUUUUUACGACACAGGUGCAAAUGCACACCAAACAAAGAUUGUACAAUUUCUUGAAAAUCCUAAUCUCGUUGUCAAUCGUUUUAAUGACAAUUUUCCUAUUCUACCACUGCAACGAACUAUACCAUCAGUCCAAAGCGCGGGUCUCAUUAGUGAUGUCUUAGAACUUCAAGCUUCAAAGGAGUACACAAUGCAAGGACGUAUUGGAUCGCAAGAGCUAGAAAGACGAAAAUUGAGCCAAAGCAUUGAUAACUUUUCAAUACGUAUCGAAUCAGAGAUGAAUUCAGUUAAUCGAAAUCCAUCCGCGGUUAAGAUGUCCGGUUCAUCCAUUGCCGCAAAAGAACUUCAAAAUGAUAAAGGGAUCGAUAAAAUCACACCUAGCUUGCUGCCAGGCUGGGACUCUUGUGACGAAUCUCAAAAUCCUCCAAUUGAAAAUGAGGAAUGGCUUGCGUUUCUACAACGAUCGAUACAAGAAGUACUGGAUGGUGAAUUAGAAUCAUUGAAACAACAAAACUUUGUAUGCAUUAUCGUUGCUCCUUUACGCAAUCGACGAGCAAGUGCCAAGGUGGUGGAGAAUGUUGCUCAUUUGCUUAGCCUGCCGUUAGCAAUCAGCACACCACCAUCCAUUCUGAGAGACAUAAUUAACGUUUACGGCGAAUUGAAGCUUGUGCCUAAUUUAGUGUACGCUUCAAAACUGUUAUGCAACACGCGGUUUAGCGAGGAUUCUUCAACAAAUGAAAGUCAGCCAGGAAUGAGUGGCAAUCAAUCGAUUUGCUCGGUGCGUCAAGUUUCUACAUUAGACAAUGAUGAGAUAAAAACGCUCAUAGCAGUUUAUGACCUGAUUUGCUAUCUCAUUCAUAUGGGAGACAUAUUUUUGAAUCAAUUUUGUGACGCAAUAGAAAUUCUGGGUGCAAAAGAGUUGUUUGUGAAUUUUAUUGCCGCAGCACAUGUUAGCAAUGAAUACGUUCAGCUAGUUUGUUCAUUACUAGCACUUCUCAACUGUGCCUUACGAGAGCUUCCAGAAAAUGCAGAGAUAAUCGAGCAGAUAGUAUUUCAUGAGAACGUAAAUAUAAUGUUGCUGUUAAAGCAUGAUAACGCGUUCCUUCGACUUCGUACUUGUAUGUUACUUCGCAUAUUGGCCAGAUUCAGCUGCUUAGCUCUGCAAAAACGGUGGGCAAAUGAAAUUAAAGAUUAUCUGGAAGAACUACUUUUGGACGACGACCCGGAUGUACAAAAGGAAGCAAAGAGUGCAAUGGAAGAAUUUAAAUAUAUCAGCUGUGUUACUGCUGAGACAUGCUGACCGACACUU
Molecule: messenger RNA, 2392 nt
Organism: Anopheles maculipalpis
Lineage: Eukaryota; Metazoa; Arthropoda; Insecta; Diptera; Culicidae
Gene: fu
Product: serine/threonine-protein kinase fused
Exons: 5
Coding region: 38-2383 (781 amino acids)
Biological process (GO): protein phosphorylation
Cellular component (GO): cytoplasm
Molecular function (GO): protein kinase activity; ATP binding
Source: RefSeq, a predicted model, not a curated record